Sorex fumeus (smoky shrew) is the source of this 926-nucleotide messenger RNA. It is a transcript of the gene FKBP7, whose product is annotated as FKBP prolyl isomerase 7. Bases 29 to 757 code for a protein of 242 amino acids. The record is from RefSeq and is a predicted model, not a curated record. Gene Ontology annotation, molecular function: peptidyl-prolyl cis-trans isomerase activity; calcium ion binding. The transcript is spliced from 4 exons. NCBI's taxonomy places the organism in Eukaryota, Metazoa, Chordata, Mammalia, Eulipotyphla, Soricidae.
CCCGCCCCGCCCUUUGUGACGCAGGACAAUGCCUGCGUGCCUGCCACGCGUCCAGUUCCUCUGCAGCCAGCUGUGGAGAGUGCUCUGGUCCUCCCGGGCCGGCUUCGGAAUCAUGCACUUUUCACUCGGGUUUGUAGUUCUCUUCUGCCUGUGGGACGUCUUGACCGCUCGGCAAGGCAGCACUGAAGAAGUGAAGAUAGAAGUUUUGCAUCGGCCAGAAAACUGUUCUAAGACCAGCAAGAAGGGAGACCUACUACAUGCCCAUUAUGAUGGCUACUUGGCUGAAGACGGCUCCAAAUUCUACUGCAGCCGGACACAAAAUGAAGGUCACCCUAAAUGGUUUGUUCUUGGGGUUGGACAAGUCAUUAAAGGUCUCGACGUUGCUAUGAUGGAUAUGUGCCCAGGAGAGAAGAGGAAAGUGAUUAUACCACCUUCAUUUGCCUAUGGAAAGGAAGGCCAUGCUGAUGGCAAGAUUCCAGCCAACGCAACACUGAUCUUUGAGAUUGAACUUUAUGCUGUGACCAAAGGACCACGAAGUGUUGAAACAUUUAAACAGAUAGAUAUAGACAAUGACAGGCAACUUUCUAAAACUGAGAUAAAUCACUACUUGGAAAAGGAAUUUGAAAAAGAUGAGAAGCCACGUGACAAGUCAUACCAGAAUGCAGUUUUAGAAGAUAUUUUUAAGAAGAAUGACCAUGAUGGUGAUGGUUUCAUUUCCUCCAGAGAAUACAAUAUAUAUCAACAUGAUGAAUUAUAGCAUAUUUUCAUUUUACUUUUAUUGUAUUUUAUACAUAUGUAGUUGUUACAUAUAUUUAUGAAUACACACACACAUACACACUCCGAGUUAUUGUUUCCCCUAUGAGAACAUAUUUUGAUACUCAUGAAAAUGUAUGAUUUUAGUACAAUAAACAUGAGGCUGCUUUGCA